AUGUCCGAGCCCAUUCUCUACUCGUUUUGGCGAAGUUCCUCUGCAUGGAGAGUGCGAAUCGCAUUGGAAUUGAAGAAAGUCAAGUAUCAGCAAGUACACAUUCACCUUUUCAAAGAAGAACAAGUAAGUAUACGAGUUUUGGAGACAUGUUAUACGAUGGAAAGUUUUUUGCGUAUAACAUGUCGCCAACUAGAGCUAAAAGUUUGUACAAUAGAUAUUGUGUUCUUAACGUCACCGGUUAUGAUAUAAGAAGCCAAUUUCGCGUGUAUAUCAACUAGGAACCCUAUGGGGACAUUUUAUGCGAUGAAAAGUUUCUUUCGUAUAAAAUGUCGCUAAGACGAGCUAAGACGUUCUGUUAUAAAUUUAUUAUAUAUUUUCAACAAACCAUUGGCCAUGACUUCACGAAGAGUAGGUCAUUUUCUACUAGCAAGUGGCACUUUAUACGAUGAAAAAUUUCUUUCGUAUAAAAUGUCACCCAAACGAGGUAAUAGUUUUGCCACAAAUUAAUAUUUUGUCGUCACGCUAUUGGCCGUGUUUUCUCGAAAAUUAGACCACUUUUCACAGGCAGAAGACAUUUUAUAUGAUAAAAAGUUUCCUUCGUAUAAAAUGUCAUCCAAACGAGGUCACAGUUUUACCGCUAAUUAAUAUUUUUUCAUCACGCUAUUGGCCGUGAUUUCUCGAAAAAUAUUCCACCUUUUACCGAACGGUGACAUUUUAUACGGCCAAAAGUUUCAUUCGUAUAAAAUGUCCCCAUUUCUUUUCAGAACAACAAAAAGUACUUGGACUUGAACCCAGCCGGAUUUGUCCCCCUUUUUGUCCACGAUGGCCAUGUCAUCCCCGAAUCUUUGGCCAUUUUGGAGUACCUUGAUGAGGUUUAUCCGCAAGAGCCUAAACUAAUCUAUGGAGAUGCCGCUCAUAAAGCGCUCAUCAGAAGCUUGGCGCUGAUUGUAAGCUGGCAUUCUUCGUUUUGUUUGACUAAUAAAAUUGCAAAAAAACCUUGUUUUAAUUUUCAAUUCUUCCCGAAAUUCCUGUCAAAAAAUCGUUUGUUUAGAUUAUAACCAAUAUCCAGCCAUUUCAAACGUCUCGCGCUGUCAGCCAGCACUCAGCCGAUCCAGUAAAACAGGAUGAAUUUCCCAAAUUUUUCAUCGAACGAGGCUUCGAGACGCUGGAGAAACGACUCCAAAAAACGGCGGGGAAAUUUGCCGUGGGCGAUAAAUUGUCGCUGGUCGAUGUUUGUAUCCCUCCACAGGUCUAUCAGAGUGCCAGGUAGUUAAUUUGAAAAGUUUUCAUUUUUUGAUUUUUGCACGGUGCGGCCUGUUUUUUAGUGCAAAAAUGCGGUUGCACAGUGCAGUGAGGAUUAUUUUUGUUGAAAAUAUGUGAUUUUUGAAUUUUUUUCAGCUGAAAUGAAUUUGAAUUUUAUUUAAUUGGACUAUGGAAAUGAUCAGGCCGAUCUUUUUUUCUCAAAAAAAAAAAAAAAUUAUUUUUUUUUUCAGAUUCAAUGUUGACAUGAACAAGUUCCCAAUCAUCAAACGUAUCAACGAAGAGCUCAGUAAAAUCCCAGAGUUUGUCAAAGCCGAUGGUCUCCAUCAACCAGACACUCCUGAUGAGCUUAGACCCUGA
Bursaphelenchus xylophilus (pine wood nematode) is the source of this 1620-nucleotide messenger RNA. The record is from the annotation of a GenBank genome assembly. Lineage: Eukaryota; Metazoa; Nematoda; Chromadorea; Rhabditida; Aphelenchoididae.